AUGUCCGCAAGUUCUACGAGUGCUCCUAUGGCUCCUAUAGCUAGUCUCCCGACGGUUGAAGAAAUUAAUGGAUGGAAUCGAGAUAGGGCUAAGGGAUUUUUGCAAGAGAGGAGAGCUGAUUUAGACCUUGAGGGUAAAGAUAUCGAUAAAAUGUAUAAUCAGAAGGUUUUAAAGGGUUGCACUUUCCUUGAAUUAACACGAGAAGACCUUUUAAGUAUCAAAAUACCUCUUGGAACAGCUAAAGAAAUCUUAAAACUGAUUAGUAAGAUUAAAGGAGGUCGCACUUUUGCGUCUUCCAAUAUGAUACACCAUGAUAUCAACUUUUACAUUGAACCUAAAAUAAUGAUCAAAAAGUUG
This is a messenger RNA of Funneliformis geosporum, 357 nucleotides long. The record is from the annotation of a GenBank genome assembly. NCBI's taxonomy places the organism in Eukaryota, Fungi, Glomeromycota, Glomeromycetes, Glomerales, Glomeraceae.